AUGCCGCCGCGCCGGCGGGGAUCAUCGGGCUACCACGGCGUCCGCCUGCGCCCCUCCGGUGCCUACUACGUCGAGAUCCGGUCCGGUGACGUCCGCCUAGGCCUCGGCACAUUCGAGACCUCGCACGAGGCCGCCCGCGUGUACGACGCGGCGGCGUGGCGCCUAGGGAGGCCUCGCGCGCAGAUGAACUUCGACGACAUCUACACGUGCCAGCAGGCGCAGCGCGUCGCCCCUCCGCCUCGUCUGAUAACAGACCAGGACCGUGAGGACCACCAUCGGCUGCAGCGCCACCUCCUCAUCGUCGAGGAGGACGAGCAAGCCAUGGCGGAGUGGCGCCGGCACCACCCGGAGGACAUCGCCGCCAAGAACGCCUUCUGGGCGGAGAGGACAGCAAGGCACCGCGCGGAGCGUGCGGACAGGCGUCGGCGCAAGGCACUGGCCAUAUCGCAGUGCGAUCUCGUUGACGCAGGCGGGAAGUCAUUCUUCUCCGCUGACGAUGAACGUUGGGAUGACAUCUGGCUCGAUACCUUGGACAACACCACCGAGGAUGAUGAUGAUGAUGAUGAGGAGGAGGACGACGAUUGGGAGUAG
Messenger RNA from Triticum dicoccoides, 591 nucleotides. Its product is annotated as ethylene-responsive transcription factor 13-like. The record is from RefSeq and is a predicted model, not a curated record. The transcript has a single exon. Gene Ontology annotation, biological process: regulation of DNA-templated transcription. Gene Ontology annotation, molecular function: DNA binding; DNA-binding transcription factor activity. Bases 1 to 591 code for a protein of 196 amino acids. NCBI's taxonomy places the organism in Eukaryota, Viridiplantae, Streptophyta, Magnoliopsida, Poales, Poaceae.